AUGGCAACACCACCGUUAACGCCGAGGAUGCUGACGCCGACGACAAUGUCGCCAAUCGGGAGUCCAAAAUCGAAGAAAUCGCUGGCGGCGGUACGGCCGGAGAUCACGCUGGAGCAGCCGUCUAGUAAGAACAAAUCGGCCGGCUCCAAAUCGACGAAGCUCUUCCGCCGCGUGCGCUCUGUGUUCCGAUCGCUUCCGAUCAUGUCUCCGAUGUGUAAAUUCCCCGUGGGAGGGACGAGGCUCCACGAGAACCACGUCCACGGAGGGACACGUGUCACGGGAACGCUGUUCGGGUACCGCAAAACGCGGGUGAAUCUAGCGGUUCAAGAGAAUCCGCGUUCUCUCCCGAUUCUGUUGCUGGAGCUAGCGAUCCCGACGGGGAAACUCCUCCAGGAUCUCGGGGUUGGGUUGGUGAGAAUCGCGCUGGAGUGCGAGAAGAAACCGAGCGAGAAAACCAAAAUCAUAGACGAGCCGAUCUGGGCUUUGUACUGUAACGGGAAGAAAUCGGGUUACGGGGUGAAGAGGCAGCCGACGGAAGAGGAUCUGGUGGUGAUGCAGAUGCUUCACGCGGUUUCGAUGGGGGCAGGGGUGUUACCGGUGAGCAGCGGCGGCGGAGGAGAGACGGAGCAAAGUGGAAGAGGAGGAGGGCAACAACAGGAAGGGGAUUUGACGUACAUGAGAGCACAUUUCGAGAGAGUGAUUGGGUCGAGAGACUCGGAGACGUAUUACAUGAUGAAUCCAGACGGGAACAGUGGACCUGAGCUCAGUAUCUUUUUCGUUCGGGUCUAA
Microthlaspi erraticum is the source of this 789-nucleotide messenger RNA. The record is from the annotation of a GenBank genome assembly. NCBI's taxonomy places the organism in Eukaryota, Viridiplantae, Streptophyta, Magnoliopsida, Brassicales, Brassicaceae.